AUGAUGAAUACUCUGAAAACUUAUUUUCUCAAUCUUAAUUUCUUUCAAUCAUCUAAUCCUUAUAAUCAACCAGAUGACCAUGAACAUCGUUCAAACAUUAUCGCUACUCGUGUUUAUAUUAUUAUUUAUGGUAUAACUCUUUCUACUCUUAUUCUUUCUUUAUGGUUAAGUGCAAAUAUAAGUCAAGUUACUCUUGAAUAUCCAACUCAAAAUCAAUUUCAAACAUUACCUCUUGAUGCACAAUGUCCAUGUUCUCGAAUCUCUUUAUCUUAUGGUCAAUUCGUAUCCAUUCAAACAAGGUUUCAUCAAGUUUGUUCAAGUGAUUUUAUUUCUGAUCGAUGGAUUAAAGCCAUAUUUUAUGAUUCUGAUGCAACAUAUCUUUAUCGAGCAGACUUUCGAACCAUUGGUAGUGCUCAGUUUCGUGCUCUGUCAAGUCUUUGUGAUUUAACAAAAACAAGUAUUAGUCGAAGUCUUGCGUCUUUUAAUAUGAAAUCAAUAAUCAGUCCAUAUGUUUUAUCUCAAUCAGUUAUUCAAUCAGAAGUACAAACUUCUAUUGAACAAUUUCGAUUGACAACAUCUAAUACAUUUGUAAAACAAUUAGAAUUUGUUCAAAAAAUGAUUAUUGGUAAUCAACUUCUUUCAGCGUUACAAACAAAUAUUGCUCCUUUGUAUGUUCAAAUUUUUAAUGGAUCUCUGCAAUUAGGAUAUUAUAUGGUUUAUAAUAUUUCUAAUGAUUCCUAUUGUGAUUGUCAAAUCAAUGAUAACUGUCGAGUACCUUCAGGUAUUUUCAAGGAAUUGAAACAAUCUUAUAUUAAUAUACUUUUUGAUAACACCCAACUGAUGUCAAUGAAAAUUGAUGGCUUUUCGGCUGGUUGUAUGCCAAUGGAUUCAAUACUUCAAUCGACUCUUCAAUGUUUUUAUAAUCAGACAUGUUUGAAUGAACUUCUGUCAUUUUUAUCCACGAAUGAAAGUUUUACAGCUAUGAAUAUCUCUAAGUAUAGUCGUUUCGAACCAAGUUCUACUGUAAAAGAAAUAGUCAAUGAACUAAUGGUUGAAGAAUGGAUAACAAAUAUAUCAUAUGAAAAAUAUUAUGCUCAAUGUGCACCUAUUCAAUGUACUUAUUCAAAAGUAGAAAAACAUGAUUUGGUAAAUGUAUUGACAACAGUCAUUACUUUCCAUGGUGGAUUAACAUUAGUACUGAAACUUAUUAUUACACAUAUUGUUCGAUUUAUACAUCGGAAAAAAGAUAAUGAACCAAGUUCGCAAAUAUCUUGUACGUAUUAUGCAGUUUAG
Molecule: messenger RNA, 1293 nt
Organism: Rotaria sordida
Lineage: Eukaryota; Metazoa; Rotifera; Eurotatoria; Philodinida; Philodinidae
Source: the annotation of a GenBank genome assembly